Molecule: messenger RNA, 633 nt
Organism: Apiotrichum porosum
Lineage: Eukaryota; Fungi; Basidiomycota; Tremellomycetes; Trichosporonales; Trichosporonaceae
Gene: PUP3
Product: proteasome core particle subunit beta 3
Exons: 4
Coding region: 1-633 (210 amino acids)
Biological process (GO): proteasome-mediated ubiquitin-dependent protein catabolic process
Cellular component (GO): proteasome core complex, beta-subunit complex; proteasome core complex
Source: RefSeq, a predicted model, not a curated record
AUGUCCAUCCAGGAGUACAACGGCGGUUCGGUCGUCGCCAUGGUCGGCAAGGACUGUGUCGCGAUUGCCUGCGACCUCCGUCUCGGUAACCAGGCCACUGGUAUCGCCAUGAACUUUGAGAAGGUGUUCCCCGUCAACGACACCUUGUACUAUGGCCUCCCCGGUCUUGCGACCGACGUGUACACAUUGCGAGAGCAGCUGCGCUUCCGCGUCAACAUGUACCGCAUGAAGGAGGAGCGCGAGAUCACCCCCGAGACCUUCACUCACCUCCUCUCGUCGACCCUCUACGAGAAGCGCUUUGGCCCUUACUUCCUCGAGCCCGUCAUUGCCGGCAUUGCUCCCCCCACCGCUGCCAACCCCAACCCCCAACCCUACGUCUCGACUCUUGACUCGAUCGGCUGUAUCACCACCCCCAAGGACUUUGCCGUCGCCGGUACUGCCACCGACAAGCUGUACGGUGCCGCCGAGGGCCUCUGGGAGCCUGAUCUUGAGCCCGAGGACCUCUUUGAGACCAUCUCGCAGACCCUCCUGAACGCCGUCGACCGUGAUGCGCUUUCCGGCUGGGGUGCCAUUGUUCACGUCAUCACGAAGGACAAGGUGAUCACCCGCACACUGCGGUCGCGUAUGGACUAA